AAUCUAAUUAUUCGGCAAUGACAAAGCGAAUAAAAUAAAAAAUAUUCUUUUUUUUUUUUUGCAAAGGCGAAAAGGGAUCGAAAUUUGCGAACAUCUGAAAAUAAUCUUCUUGUGAUUUCGAGUGAGAGAGGACAGCUUCAAUAUUCCUGUCUCUCUCCUCUUGAACUACAACCACAUUCAAGGGUUUUGAAAUUGUGAAUCAGAGUUUGCUCCUUUCUGGUUUUUUUUUUUUCUGAUCAGUUUGGAUUCUCCGAUGGGUUUCUGAUUCUGGGUUCUUCGAAAGUUCUUAACUUUUGGUUUUUGUUCUUCGUGAUUUCAACUCUUUAGCUAUGGCUUGGAAUGAGACUAAACUCAAGAGACUCUAUCAAGUUUGGAGGGGAAGCAAUAAAUUUCUAUGUGGCGGGAGGUUAAUCUUUGGUCCAGACGCAUCAUCUCUAUAUCUAACAACCAUCUUGAUCCUUGCUCCCUCCGUGACGUUCCUUGUAAAAAUGUACUUAAAAAUGGAAGAUUCUCGUACCAAGCAUCCAAAACUCUCUAUUCCAAUUCUCGCCGUGUCUUGGAUACUCACCCUUUUGGACAUAUUUUUCCUCUUCAUGACAUCUGGUCGAGACCCCGGAAUUGUCCCUAGAAGUUUAAAGCCUCCUGAAUCAGACGAUGCACCUGAUUCAACUACUCCUUCCAUGGAAUGGGUUAGUGGUAGAUCCCCAAACAUAAGGCUACCAAGGGUCAAAGAUGUAAAGGUUAAUGGCCAUACCGUAAAAGUCAAAUUCUGUGACACUUGUUUGCUAUACCGUCCACCUCGUGCUUCUCAUUGUUCCAUCUGCAACAACUGUGUACAGAGAUUUGAUCAUCAUUGCCCUUGGGUUGGUCAGUGCAUUGGUCUGAGAAAUUACCGGUUCUUCUUCAUGUUUAUAUCAACAUCAACCACUCUGUGCAUAUACGUGUUUGCGUUUUCUUGGUUGAACAUAUUUCAAAGACAUAUGGAUGUGAGGAUUAGCAUCUGGAAAGCUAUAUCCGAAGAUGUUUUAUCGGAUAUUCUUAUAGUUUACUGCUUCAUUACUGUUUGGUUUGUUGGUGGACUCACUAUAUUUCAUUCCUAUCUCAUCUGCACUAACCAGACUACUUAUGAGAAUUUUCGGUACCGAUAUGAUAAGAAGGAGAAUCCAUACAACAAGGGGGUACUAGGGAAUAUAUGGGAGAUAUUUCUCUCUAAGAUUCCUCCAUCUAUGAACAAGUUUAGAUCAUUUGUGAAAGAAGAAGACUAUAUGAUGGUUGAAACUCCUACUUCAAACCCAGGCCAAAGUCUAGUUAACUCGAAAGAGAAGAUAGAUAUUGAAAUGGGAGGUGGAAGGGUUGUUGAUGAGGGUAGAAAAAGUUACUCACUCCCUGAGCUUCUCAGGAAUCUAAACUAUGAAGACCUUGAGGAUGAUUGUGAGGAAGAUGACUUGAAGUCCAAAGAUCAUCAUCACCACCACCAUCAUGAUCAGAAUGAGGGAAUCACCCCUUCUUUUGACCCUUUUUUUACCAGUGAGAGUGGUGUUAACAAGGAUGAGAGAGAGGGACAAGAGUCAAGAGGAUCUUCAAGUGAUGAUGAUGGAGUCGAAGGGAAACGCGUUGGAGUCUCGAGUGAUGAUGAAGAAAAGGAUGAAGGGUAUGAACAAAAAUGGAGUGCCCGAAGUAUAAAUACAAACGCAAGAUCUGAAGAUGGAACAAGCUCUCCUCAAUCUACUUCACCAAUGCUUCGUAAAUAGAGGGCUUGAAGCUGGAGAAGUGGAGAUUGUUCUUUAUCAUUCUUUUAACUGUGUUUCAUAUAAUUGUUGAGAAAAAAAAUCCAGAUAAAUAAUAAACAUUGUAGGUUUUGUGAGCUUGAGCAUUAGAUUUUUAAUUUAUCUUUCAUUUUAGCUGUAUUUAAAUUACCAGAAUCACUCAUCUGGAUAUCACCAACAUCACAUA
Molecule: messenger RNA, 1953 nt
Organism: Brassica oleracea var. oleracea
Lineage: Eukaryota; Viridiplantae; Streptophyta; Magnoliopsida; Brassicales; Brassicaceae
Product: probable protein S-acyltransferase 4
Exons: 6
Coding region: 330-1751 (473 amino acids)
Biological process (GO): protein targeting to membrane; peptidyl-L-cysteine S-palmitoylation
Cellular component (GO): endoplasmic reticulum; Golgi apparatus
Molecular function (GO): protein-cysteine S-palmitoyltransferase activity
Source: RefSeq, a predicted model, not a curated record